CCACAUUUUGCUUCAUCCCUAAUGUUUAGUUGUCCUCUGUAUGUGCAAACCAGCGCGUGAGAGCUCCAGUUAAACAUGGCGGGUCUGUGUGUGCGUGCAGUGAGGCACAUUUUAACGACUCCUUCGCUUUCCAGGAGGACGCCGCGGCUCCUGUGCACGGCAGCACAGCAGAAGAGUUCAGGAGGACCAGAAGAAGAAAGUGCCGCUCAGAAAGCAGAGCAGAACGCCGCUGAGAAAGCGUUAGUUGAGGAGAAAGUCCAGCUAGAGGAACAGCUGAAGGAUCUAACGGAUAAAUACAAGCGAGCGCUGGCAGACACUGAGAACCUCAGACAGAGGAGUCAGAAGCUGGUAGAUGACGCUAAACUUUAUGGAAUCCAGGGUUUCUGUAAAGACCUGCUUGAGGUGGCGGACGUCUUGGAGAAGGCGACGGAGAGCGUCCCGAAGGCGGAAGUGACCUCGCAGAAUCCUCACCUGAAGAACCUGUACGACGGGCUGGUGAUGACGCAGGUGCAGAUCCAGAAAGUUUUCACCAAACACGGCCUGGUGAAACUGAAUCCGGUCGGGCUGAAGUUCGACCCGUACGAGCACGAAGCGCUGUUCCAAAUACCCUUCGAGGGCCAGGAACCUGGCACCGUCGCCACGGUUACCAAAGUGGGCUACAAGCUGCAUGGCCGCACCUUGCGACCUGCGCUCGUGGGCGUGGUCAAAGCUCAGUGAAAACCUUCAACCGGUACAGCCCAGGUUUAGUCUGGUUCUGCUUUCCGGUUCGAUGCGGUUUGCCUGAACUCGACGGACGAUAGCGGACUGAUUUGAAUUCCUCUAUGAAUAUUAUCACAGUUUAUAUAAUAAUGUUGGAUGUGGAAGAUGGUGAGAGUGAAGCAAACGCCAUUUUUUGUUCAUCCGUGUAACAUUCAUAGUGUUUUUGUUUUAGGAUUGUAAAUGUACAUCUGAGAAAAAAGUUGCAUGUCUAAAAACAUGGCAUGUGACGAAAAGGCUCGUCAGCGUGAACGCAUUUGUGACGAUGCUGUUAAGCAAUGGGGGGAAAAGGGGGUCCAAGAAAAUGAUUGUGAAAUCAGCUGUAGUAAUGUAUGUCUGUGACUUUGUAUAUUCAGAUAUUUAAAUGUCUUUUGUCCUGUCUUUUGUCUCCACCACACACUGCUCUAACCACCUGCUGUCAGAUUAAAUGAUAGAACAUGCUCACUGAA
Molecule: messenger RNA, 1205 nt
Organism: Ictalurus punctatus (channel catfish)
Lineage: Eukaryota; Metazoa; Chordata; Actinopteri; Siluriformes; Ictaluridae
Gene: grpel1
Product: GrpE-like 1, mitochondrial
Exons: 4
Coding region: 76-717 (213 amino acids)
Biological process (GO): protein folding; protein import into mitochondrial matrix
Cellular component (GO): PAM complex, Tim23 associated import motor
Molecular function (GO): protein homodimerization activity; protein-folding chaperone binding; adenyl-nucleotide exchange factor activity
Source: RefSeq, a predicted model, not a curated record